AUGCAAUCCACGACUCAAGUGAAUUGCGCAGAGCCGUUCAUCACAAAUAAUAUGUCUUCCUUCUCUCAUAUACCCUCAAUGACUCUUAUGGGCAAUUCUGACAAGAUGACAAUGAUCCCCAACAUCAAUGGUGUCAAGAUUAGAGAUCAUGUAUCACAUGAGUGCCACAACUCUCCUCAAACCUUUCACAGUGGAAUUACAGAUGAAAUGAUAAAGAAUAUCCUUUCUCCAGAAAUGUCAACCAGCAGGCAAUUAAUGGUUGAACAUUUCAUGAUGUUUGCUGAAGGCGAUCAUCAAUCCUCUCUUCAGACGACUACUCUCGCACCAUCAUCUUCUGUGAUAUGGGAUGAUACAGAGUUGAAUGAUCCAUCAUCUCCUGAACCAAGCAAAAAGUUCUUUCCAUUCACAUCAUCUUGUGAUCCAGAGAUUACAAGAUGCCAAUACAUGAAUGAGACAUUCACAAUGAAAAACCGAGAAGAGCUCUUUCGUAUCAUUGAUGAAGCGUUGAGACAUGUCCAUUCUUCUCUGGGUCUUCAAUGGUCCAUGUUGCAUCAAACACAACGUAGAUCUUGCAAUGUUGGUGUUUGCAACAACAACACUCAUCUGACGUCGACCAUUAAUGGUGAGAAGAAUAACUCGCAAAUGCUUCUCAAUGAAUGGAUGCAAUCACCAACAUUACAUUGGUUCACUUCCAUGAUGGAAUCUCAACAUAAUGAGUUUCAUCUUGCUUCGAACGUCUUGCAAUCCAAUCACUUGCACACAACAAGUUUAACCAAUAAUUGUACGAUCAUUCCAGAGAUGAUGAUGACAACAUCAUCUCAAUACAGGAAUCACCAACAUCUUGAUUCCACUCUCGAAUCAAGUGAUUCAUCGACAUGUAGCAGCACAUUUGUUGCGUCUACACCAUCAAAGAAGACGAGAAAAUCGACUUCACAAACCAAAAUUUCAAAAUCAAACAAGACCUCUCAAAUGCAUCCUAGUAUGAAAUAUAGAGUAAGGUUUGGUCAUAACUUGUUUGAAGAGAUAUCAUUCAAGAAAACAAAUCCUCAUCAAAAGUUUAUCAUCUUCAAGUAA
Messenger RNA from Naegleria fowleri, 1074 nucleotides. RefSeq lists its product as uncharacterized. The record is from RefSeq and is a predicted model, not a curated record. NCBI's taxonomy places the organism in Eukaryota, Heterolobosea, Eutetramitea, Acrasida, Naegleriidae. The coding region runs from base 1 to 1074 and encodes 357 amino acids. The transcript has a single exon.